Messenger RNA from Siniperca chuatsi (mandarin fish), 7122 nucleotides. Its product is annotated as zinc finger E-box-binding homeobox 1-like. Lineage: Eukaryota; Metazoa; Chordata; Actinopteri; Centrarchiformes; Sinipercidae. The transcript is spliced from 8 exons. The record is from RefSeq and is a predicted model, not a curated record. The coding region runs from base 395 to 3967 and encodes 1190 amino acids. Gene Ontology annotation, biological process: anatomical structure development; regulation of transcription by RNA polymerase II. Gene Ontology annotation, molecular function: DNA-binding transcription factor activity, RNA polymerase II-specific; RNA polymerase II cis-regulatory region sequence-specific DNA binding.
AAAUUUACACAGCCCUCUGGAGCCAGAGUCCCUCAUUGGACGGUUUCUUACCUGUACUCUCCCCCUCUUACAUCGUAUCAGCCAAUAAAAGAAGUAAACCCAUAAAUAUAUAUAUUUUUGGACACCGUUAUGAGGCAUGAUGUGUGAGCCGAGGGGCUGGAAAGCACCUUUUUUUUUUCUCCUGCUGACGACACGACGGUGACUCUGCGCGUCCGUACAGGAGCCAUCAUCAUCAUCAUCAUCAUGUUUACCUGAACGCGGAUAACGGGGCUGACAAAUGGCCUAGAAAUAAACAGAAAUAGCACCUGCGGCUCUCGACCGUUAACGGAACAGGAUCUGCUCGCCGUUUCCUAAAGGCUCUGGGUCUCGUCAGGAGCCAGGAAAACCGCUCCAAAUGUCAACUUGUGCAGUGACAAACUUCAACAAUGGCUUGGAGGCCAGUUCAGACUCUGAUGACGAGGACAAGCUACACAUUGUGGAGGACGACAGCCUGCAGGAGCCGGAGGUCGCUAAAGCUGAUGUGACCACGCUGCAGGACAGCCAUGACGCCACAACAACAGUAUUACCCCACAAUGGCUCCUUGAAUGGAGUGAAAGAGGAGUGUGUGUCAGAAGAGGAAGAGGAGGCUGUGACGGAUACUCUAGUGGAGGAGAUUCUCCAGCAGGGAGACACAGCCAUCAUCUAUCCAGAAGCCCCUGAGGAUGAGCAGAGUCCGGCAGAGACAGGAGGCGCUGAUGAAAACGGCACACCAGAUUCCUUCUCCCAGUUGCACACUUGCCCCUACUGCUCCCGGGGCUACAAGCGCAAUGCCUCGCUGAAGGAGCACAUCAAGUAUCGCCACGAGACCAGCGAGGACAACUAUAGCUGCUCACACUGCAGCUACACCUUCACCUACCGCUCGCAGCUGGAGAGGCACAUGAGCCACCACAGGGGCACCAGGGAGCAGCGUCACGUUUCCCAGUCGACAGGAGGAUCAGGGACAGGUGGAACCCGCAAGUUCAAGUGUACCGAAUGUUCCAAGGCCUUCAAGUACAAGCACCACCUGAAGGAGCACCUGCGCAUUCACAGCGGUGAGAAACCGUAUGAAUGCUCAAACUGCAAGAAGCGAUUCUCCCACUCAGGCUCCUACAGUUCCCACAUCAGCAGUAAGAAGUGUGUGGGUGCAGCACCUCCUAAUGGUGUCCCUCGAACAUCGAUCAAAUCUCCACCACCCACCACCCAGACCGCACCAGUCGUAAUUGCUCCGGCCCGCGUGAUUCUUAAAGAGAAGACUGAAAGCAAACCCCUCCAGGAGCAGCUCCCCCUCACCCAGAUCAAAUCUGAACCUGUGGAAUACGAGUGCAAGCCUGUGAUGGCGGCACCGGCAACUUCAGCUGGUACCAACGGAGUGGUGAACGGAGGGACGGCACAGCCAGCUGUGGUUCCAGCUGCAACCCUGCCUCAGGGUGUGGCUAUGGUCGUACCAACAGUCGGUCUGAUGUCACCCAUCAGCAUCAAUCUGAAUGACUUGCAGAAUGUGCUCAAGGUGGCGAUGGACGGAAACGUGCUCAGGCAGGUGCUGGGUACAGCUAAUGGGGUGGUGACGCAGGGGAAGCAGGGAAUUGUAGUCCAGCAGCCCCAGCAGCAGAUCAUCAGCCUGCCGGCCUUUGUGGAUCACGACGGCACCACAAAGAUCAUCAUCAAUUACAGCAUUAGCCCUGCAGCCGCCACCACUGCCACUACCCAGCCUGCACCGUUUAUUGCCAAAAACAAUCCUCCUCCCCCUCCCACUGUCACCACUGCUGCAGCCCCCACCCCAACCAAAACAGAUAAACCCCCUACUCCAGAGGUAGCUGACCUCACCAUUGUAAAGGCAGAGCCAGAAUCAGUGCCCAUCAUGGAGACAGAGGCAGUCACACAGACAGAAACUGUUAAGACUUCAGACACCCAAACAGCUCAGAUGCCAAAAGUCAACAGCACCAGUGCAUGUUUACUAUGCGACGACUGUCCCGACAACCUGGAGGCGUUACACCUCCUCCAGCACCGCAAAGCAGCCAAUGGGGAGGCAGUUGACUCCGCCGCUUUGGACCCCUCAUUCGCUGCUCUGCUAAGCGAGGCCGGGGUGACGCUGGAGGAGCCACCUGUGGAUGACCUCCUCUCACUCCUGAAGACAUACUUUGCCUCCAAUGCCAACCCCAGCGAGGCGGAGCUGACAAAGAUCUCAGAGUCUGUCAGUAUUCCCAUGGAUGUGGUCAGAAAGUGGUUUGCCAAGAUGAACUCUGGGAAAAAUGUGGGCAAAUACAGCAAAAACGCUACAGUGGUUUCCAAAAAGACUGAAACCACAAAUUCCAGCUCAGAGGACGCCUUGAAUCAGAAUGGAGAGGCAGAGGAAGACAGCACUCAAGAAACAUCCAACAAAGCCUCAUCAGAAUCUGGCAGCGCUUCUCCGUCAGACUCUUCACCACUAAGCCCCAACACCGGGGACCUCAUCAUCGUUAAAAGUGAGCCAGAAGACCCAGAGGACCCGGACUCCCAGGCAGAGCCGCUUGAUCUCUCCCUUCCUAAACAUAUCGCAGCAGCGUUGGAAACAAAAACACCCCCGGCUAAGCAGCAGGAACAGCCCCUGAACCUGACCUGCCUGAGGAAGGAGGAUCUGGAGGGUCAAACCAUCUACGUCACCACGCCUCAGACUGGAAGACCUGUCAACAUCGUCACUGCCGCACAGCUGCCCACAUUAGUGGCCAUUGCUGGUCAGGGCACAGUGGGCUGUCUCAGCGCGAUGAACACCACAACGAAGCGCACCAUCCUCAUCCCCCAGCUCACCUACACCUAUGCCACUACGGCCGGCAACGCCACUGGAGCAAAGACUGUCGUACUAAACGGCCAUAAGGAGAAGAGGCUGGACAGCAGCUCUGACUGUGUUUCCACAGUGGAGGAGCAGAAUGACUCCGAUUCGGCCGCGCUGAUGAAGAAGCGACGGCUGGAACACGGCGUCUACCCCUGUGAUCUUUGCUCCAAAGUCUUCCAGAAGGGCAGCUCCCUGCUCAGGCACAAAUAUGAACACACAGGAAAACGGCCCCACGAGUGCAACAUCUGCAAGAAGGCCUUCAAACACAAACACCACCUGAUCGAACACUCGAGGCUGCACUCCGGUGAGAAACCCUACCAGUGUGAUAAGUGCGGGAAGCGUUUCUCUCACUCUGGUUCAUACUCCCAGCACAUGAACCACCGUUACUCCUACUGCAAGAAGGACGGGCCAAACUCUGGCUCCGGCUCAGGGCCACGCAGGGCUCAGUCGGAGCUCGGCAGCCCCAGCGCCGGACCGCAGUCGGACAGUCGGACCACGACCCCGCCCUCCCAACUGGACUCAGACGAGAGGGAGAGCGAGGAAGAGGAGGACGAGGAUGAUGAGGCCAUUUGUAUGGACGACAUCCGGGUCGUGCAGGUGGACGACGGCGAGUGCGAGAUCUAUGAGGGCAACUUUGAUGACGAUGACGAGGACGGAGAGGAGGUGGCGGAGGACGAGACAACAAGACAGGAAGUGGUGGACGGACAGAAGGUGGAGGAGCUUGUUUGUGAUGUGGUGGAGAUCGAGCUGGGGAACAAUCACAUGGAGGACCAAGAGAUGGAGGAAACAACUGAAGAAAAGGAGGACGAAGAGAAGGGGGAAAUAUCUGAAGAAAAGGAGGAUGAAGAGAAGGGGGAAACACCUGAAGAAAAGGAGGAUGAAGAGAAGGGGGAAACACCUGAAGAAAAAGAGGACGAAGAGAUGGGGGAAACAACUGAAGAAAAAGAAGACGAAGAGAUGGGGGAAACAACUGAAGAAAAAGAAGACGAAGAGAUGGGGGAAACAACUGAAGAAAAGGAAGAAGCAGCAAGUGCGGAUAUAGAGGAAGUGGCAGACUGUGAAGCAAAUACGGACAAAAGCAUCAGGGAGAGGUCAGACAGCGUCGAACCCACAGAGGAAGUGGUGAAAAACGCUGAAUAAAGGAAGGAAAAUCUCUUCAGGACAGUUCCAGUGUGUCGGCCAUUGAAGUCGAGUUAAUUAAGACAAAACCACAGAAAAGUCACGAAAGUCACUGCGGUUGCCUGAUCUUAACGGUCCACUACUGUGUACAAAAACCCAGGUGUGCCUGAACUUGAAAAAAGAAAAAACAAAAACAAAACAGUGACUUUUUUCUUGUGGAAAUGAAAUAUCAGUGUUAAAAAUUGUUUAUAGAAGUACAGAUUUUAAAGCAGAACUCACCCAUCAACUUGUUAGACUUGUUACUGAGACAUCCCAGGUUGUUUUAUUGUUUGUUUGUUUUCAUUUGGUCAGUGUUACUAAUCUUGUUCUUGUUUUAAAACAUUUUAACCUGUAAAGAUGAGAAAGAUUUCUAUACCUUUUUAUUGCCAAUGAAGUUUCCUAAAUCAGUAUUUUAUUGAGUUCUACGAACAAAAACCUCUGCACUACAGUAUUCCUGGUUUACCAAUGGAUACAUGCCUCAUGCAUUGUAUGCCCUUCAGUGUUAUAUACGUACACUAGCUAGCGAGAUGUUGUUUGUAUUAGUGUUAGUCUUUGCUAGCUAGCAUUACUUUUGUUUUCAGUUUGACUGUUAGCCUUAAAGAAAACAAAGUAUUCUUGGGGAGGGUUGUGGGCGGGAUGGGGAGUCCGGGAUGAGAACGUGGCUUCUUUACGCCAUAACCAAAUUUGUCCUAUCAGGGAAGGUAGAAUCACAACCUCAAAGCCAGCAUCAGGCGCCUAUGUAUUGCAACCCGGCGUAGCCUGUAUGGGUGGAGUCCCCAGGUGAGUAUUCAAAAGCAGCCACCUCGCCUGGCUCAGCUGUGGUUCCAAAACACAUGCGCCCAUUCUUACCAAGCUUCUCCUUAUUUUGGUUGAAUUCAGUUCUGAGUCAGUGUUUCAGUGUUAUUAGCUUAUAUAUGAAGUCAUACUGUACGUGAAGGAACGGGGCCGUUUCCUGCUCCACCCCAAUGCCUCCAGCCUUAUGCAAGACCUGUGUGCUGUUAAAAGUGCCAUUGAACAGUGUUAUCAUUUCUUCUUCACACAUGUAGCCAGUGUUAUGUCUGUCUGUUACUUACACAAGACCCAUAUUGACUAAUGUUUGUGGACUUGCACAGAACAGCAGCUUUGUCACAAUACCUGAAAGAUACUUCCUGUGAAAUUAUUUUGGAAUAUUUUCGAGGCCUUUAAAAGUAAGUAUGCAGUAUUAGGGCUUCAACUAAUGAUUAUUUUCAUUAUUGAACAAUCUGAUGACCUUUUUAUUUAAUUGAAUUGAUUAAUUGUUUAGUCUAUAAAAUGGCAGGAAAUAGGGAAAAAUGUUAUAAACUGCCCAGAGCCCGAGAUGGCGCCUUCAAAUGUCUUGUUUUGUCCCGAACAGCAAUCUGAAACCCAAAGAUUAGUUUACAUUAUUAUUAUUAGUUUACAAUUACAUAAAACAGAGAAAAGCAGCAAAUCAUCAUACAGGAAAAGCUGGAAAUGUUUGGGAUUUUUGCUUGAAAAUGACUGAAACAAUCAAAAUAAGACCGUGUAGUCCCUCAUUCGUCCAGGAGUGUUCUAUCGUAGAAAAGGUUUCAGUCGUAGUCAUCUGGACACUGUUUUCAGAAUCAAGACGUUUCGGCUCCCAUCCGGAAGUCAUUCCCAAUUGAGAAUGACUUCCGGAUGGGAGCUGAAACGUCUUGAUUCUGAAAACAGUGUCCAGAUGACUACGACUGAAACCUUUUCUACGACUGAAACAAUCAGUUAUCAAAAAAGCUACUCCUUGUUUUCCUCGAUCAACUAACUAAUCGAUUAGACGACUAAUUGUUUCAGCUGUACAUAUACCUUUAACUGCAUAUUUUAUAGGACUUGAAUAUUUGCUGAUGAGGAAUAAUUUUCAGUUGUGGCCUAGUUGACAGUCUUAGUUGCUGAACAGUGUCCAAAAUCUUCAAAUUGUAGUUCAAAAGUAAAACAUUUUGAAGCGGAGAAAUGUGUGGGAACUCAUUGAGAAAUACAGUCCAGACUGAGCUUACCUGUGGAUAUAAAAUGCCUUGUAAACUUGAGAUAAUCAGUUUCCCACUGAAAUGUUAAUAUGUUAGACUUUAUGUCACAAGUCAAAGAUUUAAAAAUGUUUACAUAAGUGCUUAAAAUGUUCUGUUGCAGCAGAUUGAAAUAUUCGAAGCUAAAGACAUGCAGGGAAUGUUAGAACUGCAACUUCACCCUCUGCUCCACCAGGUUGGCUCUGAAGAAAUCAAAAAAUAUACAAAACCAAGAUCAAUUUCAAGUAAAAUGGAGACAGAAGGAUUUUAUAGUAAAAUUAUAAAUGUAUUCAGACUUGUGCACUUGUUUUCAGAUAGUAAAAAAGCAAAAAUUGCUGUCCCGCACUUCAGGUAACAAACGUUAGUGAAUGUGGUCUGUGUGUUUUCAGUUGGUUUUACCGAACAGUGUUUAUAGUAUUAGUCUGUUUUAAUGUGUUUGUUUUUAUGUGUCCUCUCUGUUUUUUCAACAAUGGCAGUAUUAGAACCCUUUUCACAGAUUAAAAACAAUGUACCUGUUUAGUUUUUAGAAGACUUUUAUAUUUAUGUGUCUUAUUUUUAUAUUUUCUUUUAUGGUUAUUUAUUACACAUUGUAGUGUACAUUACUGUAGUUUGAAUUGAUACAAUAAUAUAUUUUAGUAUGAAAAAUAAUCUCAAGACAAACAAAAAAAACCCAAAAUGUGGUUAUGGGAGCUGAAGUUUGUUUUAACAAAAAAAAAAAACAUAAAAAGAUAAAACAUGUGUUGUGUAAACAUGACUUCUGUUUUAAGCUAAAAAAGAAAAAAGACAGGAAUGAAGUGAGAAAUAGAAACUGUUACAUGUGCAUCCGCUCUUGGCGUUAUUAAGCUACUGAAUUCUAAAACUCUGUGAUUUUAAAAGCAUGAGUCGUCACCGUUUUAAUGAAGGAUCUUGUUAUGAAGCCGUUACUCCCUUUUUAUUUCAAAGCCAAAUUUAGAUCGUCCCGCCACCCUGUUUUCUGUUCUGUGCCAACUUGUUCCAUUGUACUGUCGAAGGCUGCAUAUCGUUCAUUCUGUCCUCACCCUUUGUAAAUCCACUGUCUUUUUGUAUUGUUUUUAUUUUAGUUUUGCUCCAUUUUUAUGACUCCCCAUCACAAUAAAAUAUAAGACAGCA